Leptopilina boulardi is the source of this 4664-nucleotide messenger RNA. It is a transcript of the gene Blm, whose product is annotated as recQ-like DNA helicase Blm. NCBI's taxonomy places the organism in Eukaryota, Metazoa, Arthropoda, Insecta, Hymenoptera, Figitidae. The record is from RefSeq and is a predicted model, not a curated record. Gene Ontology annotation, cellular component: cytoplasm; nucleus; chromosome. The transcript has 14 exons. Gene Ontology annotation, molecular function: ATP binding; 3'-5' DNA helicase activity; nucleic acid binding. The coding region runs from base 302 to 4336 and encodes 1344 amino acids. Gene Ontology annotation, biological process: double-strand break repair via homologous recombination; DNA replication.
GUAAAUCCAGUUUUGUUUUGUGUGUGCGUCUUUUUGUCAGUGUUUUAUUUAUAUAAACAAAAAAAAACCUAGUAAUAAUAUAAACAUAAACUUAUAAAUUCAUCUUAUUUAGAAAUUUAAAAAUUCGUGUAUAAAUAUUUAUUGUUGUUUAUAAGAAGUUAGUGUUUCACGUUCGUAAAAAUGUUAAAAAUAAUUCAAGUUUAUAAUUAAUUGAAAUUAAUAGUGACAAUUUUUAUUUUCCCCGACGUAAAUAAAUAUAUGGUUUUGUCUUUUUUUUUUUUUUUUUAAUGGAAAAGCAAAAAUGUCCAAAAAAGUUCCAGCUAGUCAACAAAUUCAAAAACCAGGAUUAAGAGAUCUUUUAAAUAAAUUCAAUAAUGCAGAAACUAUUUCUUCCAGUACUCCGAACUCAAAAAAUAAUUUUGAAGAUUUUAUAACCGAUGAUGAAGAUGACGAUUUUGAGAAGCCCUUAAAACCUGCUUUAUUAAAAAAUAAUGGAUUGGAAAAGAAUAAUUCAAUUAUAUCGAUUCCAAGUUCGGAGGAAAAUUCAUUUUUUACCGAUGCAGAAACAAAUUUAGCAUACUAUGUUGAGGAUUCAUUAGAGGAAAAUGCUCGUACAAAUUCACAAAAAGAAAAUUGUAAAUUGCCAACACAAAAAUUUCAAGAUAUUGUUAAAAAUUCACCACAAUUAACUGAUGACGAUAAAUCAAAAAUAAUAGCAUCAAAUACAAAUGUUAAAAAAGUAUUAAUGAAAAGUCCAAUAAAAAAUACUAAUAAUAAUAAUAAUUUAAAAAAUUCUGAAGGAAUGAAAAAAUUAUUUUCAUCACCUAUUAAACAACGUUUGUGUUUGGAGAAUAUUAAAAAGAAAAAAAAAACACCAUCUGACGAUGAAUUUAUUUCAUCUGAUGAAUGUUAUUCGCCAAAAAAAGAAAUAACAUUUUCAAAGAAACAUUCACCGAAAAAAGAAUUAAAAGGACCCGAUGUUAAAGUUCAUAUGAAACCAUUGGGAUUUGAUGAGGAACUUAAAAAAUGGAUUAACAGUGUUAAAAAUAAUUCAGUCAUUUCUGAAACACCUACAACUCAACAAAAUUUGGAGAAAAAUUAUGAGAAACUAAAAGAUCUACAAAUUGAGGCAUAUGAAAAAUAUUUUAACGCCUUGACAUUAAUUCCAAUUGAAAUUUUACGACAAUUUCCAAAAUUUAAUGAUGAAAGUUACGAGAGUUUAAAAAUGUUAUCAAAACGAAUAAAAGCAAAAACAUUGCGAAUUGGAAAAAGUUUAAAAGAAGUGAAACAAGCAAAUAAAGAAAAAUUUUCCAAUUCCUCCGAUUUUCCCACAUCAGCUGAAGAUUUUGAAGAUUUCAUUGAAUCCCCAACGUCAAGAGUUUCAACUACCACUAAUUAUAAAAAUAAUCAAAAUAAUACAACAUUUGAAAGUCCAAGUUUCAGUUAUGUUUCACUAACAGAACGAAUAAAAGCAUCAAACAAUGAAAAACGAAAUUUCGAAAAUGAUAAUUAUAAUUUUAUUGAUAAAUUAUCGACAAAUUCAAAUGAUACAAAUGAAUUAAUGUCACCGGAAAUGAAGAAAAGUUCAUUUAAAGUUAAAAGACCAGUGAAAACAAAAAUGGAAUUAACAAGCGAAUUAUGUGAGAAAGAUCCACAAUUUCAAUUAGGAAAUAGUAAUAAUAAUAUUAUUGAAAAUUGUCAGGAGAGAAAAAUUCAAAAUAUAAAUAGUAAUUUUGUUGAGAUGAAAGUUGAAGUAAAAAAUAAUAUUUAUGAAACACCGGAUAAAGGAAUUGCUAAAUUUAAUAGUGCUGUGCCUUCUAGCAGUAAAUCGAAUUCUUGGUUGCAGUUCGAUGAUUAUAAUCCUGAUGAUUUUAGCGCAGGUUCGCAAAUUAUUGAAGAUUCUUUUACGCAAAACCUUCCAGUGGCAGUUAAAAAUGAGCCAAAGGAAAACGAGUCAAAAUCGACAAAAGAAAAUUAUGGUGAUAAUUCAUUCGAAAUUGGUCGAUUUACCGGAAACUAUACAAAUGAUGGAGUAAGCGGAGAAUUUGACUCGAGAAAUUAUCCCCAUUCUGCAGAAUUGUUUAAGAUUUUUAGACAGAAAUUCGGUCUUUUCUCCUUUAGGCCAAAUCAAUUGCAAGCAAUAAAUGCAGCAUUAUUAAAACACGAUUGUUUCGUUUUAAUGCCAACUGGAGGUGGCAAAUCACUUUGCUAUCAACUUCCAUCAUUAUUAACACCCGGUUUGACAAUUGUUAUUUCUCCGCUAAAAAGUCUUAUCCUCGAUCAGGUCCAAAAGCUCACGUCUCUCGAUAUUCCAGCGGCACAUUUAUCGGGUUCAAUAACGGAAACGGAAGCCGAGAGAAUUUAUAGAGAACUCUCGAAACAAGAACCAGUAUUAAAAUUACUUUAUGUAACGCCAGAAAAACUUUCGGCAUCGGUUAAAUUUUGCAAUACACUAACUGCAUUAUAUCAAAGGAAUUUACUUGCAAGAUUUGUCAUUGAUGAGGCGCAUUGCGUGAGUCAAUGGGGUCAUGAUUUUCGUCCUGAUUAUAAAAAAUUGAAAUUUUUACGAGAAAAUUAUCCAAAUGUUAAUACAAUUGCACUCACUGCCACAGCAACGCCAAGAGUUAGGACUGAUAUUUUACAUCAACUUGGCAUGUCACAUCCAAAAUGGUUCAUGUCAAGUUUCAAUCGACCAAAUCUCAGAUACAGUGUGAUAGCAAAAAAGGGGAAAAGUUGCAUAGAAGAAGUUAUUGCAAUGAUAAGAUCGAAAUUUAGAAAUGAAUGUGGAAUUGUUUAUUGUCUCUCGCGUAAUGACUGUGAUAAUUAUGCCGCGGAAUUAAAGAGAAAUAGCAUUAAAGCUUUAAGUUAUCAUGCGGGAUUAACCGACGGACAAAGAAGUGAUGUUCAAGGUCGUUGGGUUGCUGAAGAGAUAAAAGUUGUAUGCGCAACAAUUGCCUUUGGUAUGGGCAUCGAUAAGCCAAAUGUGCGUUUUGUCCUUCACGCAUCACUUCCAAAAUCAAUUGAAGGCUAUUAUCAAGAGGGUGGUCGUGCAGGUCGCGAUGGUGAGCUCGCCGAAUGUGUUUUAUUUUAUAAUUAUUCAGAUAUGCAUAGAUUGAGACGUAUGAUUGAAUUGGAUAAACCAAUACAAGCUGUACUCAAGACAAAUAUGGAUAAUCUCUUUCAAAUGGUUGCAUUUUGUGAGAAUAAAACCGAUUGUCGACGUGCAAUUCAAUUGAAUUAUUUUGGUGAAAUUUUCGAACGUGAAAAAUGUAUUGCCAAUAAAAAUACAGCUUGCGAUAAUUGUCGAUGUAAAGGACAAUUUAAAGUUUUGGAUGUCGCGCAAGACGCACGAGAUAUUAUUAGAGCCGUUCAAGAAAUUACCAACGCAAGAAGAAUUCGAUUGACUUUGCUUUAUUUAACUGAUAUUUUAAAAGGAUGCGAUCUCAAGAAAAUCAGGGAUGCAGGUCUAACGAACCAUCCAAUUUAUGGGAAAGCAAAAUCAUGGAAUAAAGGAGACAUUGAACGACUUUUGCAUAAACUUGUCAUUGAGGGUUAUCUCUGCGAGGAAAUGUAUAUUAACAAUGAAAUUGCUUGUGCUUAUAUUCAAGUUGGACACAAAGCAGCUGAAAUUAUGAGAAACAAAAAUGCAAAGAUAUCUUUCCAUACGCGAGAGACGAAUAGUUCGUCGAAUGCAGUUGCAACUGUUUCGACUGUUAAACAAGAAACAAAUCCGGCAUUAAAGGAAUUACAGGAUAAAUGUUAUGGUGAAUUAAUGUCGAUUAUUAGAGGAAUUGCCGGGGCUUUAGAUGUUUCGGCUUCUUCAAUUAUGAAUAUGAUUGCAAUUCGUGCAAUGGCUAAUCAAUUGCCACUUAAUGAGGAAUCAAUGCUUAAAAUUCCUCACGUUACGAAAGCAAAUUUUGAUAAAUAUGGAAAGGCACUUCUUGAAAUUACACAAAAAUAUGCUGCCGAAAAAGUUGUGCUAAUGACUGAAUUGGAAAAUGAAAGUGAAGAUGAAGAUGAAAGUGAUUUGUGGCAAGUUGACGCAGCUUCCACAUACAGUAGCGGAAGUACUUCGAGUUAUAGUAGAAAACGUAAAGGAAGAGCUGGUAGUCGUGGUGGAGCAAAAAAAUUCAAAAGAGCCUCAAGUUCACAACGUGGCAAAGGAUCAACUGGAACACGGGGUAAAGCGACAAGGGGCAAAACCCCAACAAGAGGUCAAACAUCUCGAGGAGGCUCAACAUCGUCACGUGGAGCUUCGACAAGUCGAGGUCUUGGUCUUGUUGAAUUUGGUCAAAAGAAAAAUUUCACAGAUCCCCGAUUCACGUCUUUCAAUUAGCAUCGAUAAAAUGUUUUUUUUUUUUUUUUUUUGCUUUUUUUAAGUUAAGAACUUUUAGAGUAAUUUUUCAAUAUAAGACAUGUUCAAAAAAAAAAAAAAAAAUCACGUUACAUUAAUUUCGUGUAUUAUAGAGAGCUUGUAAAUAAGCUAGUUAAUUUUUUUUUCUACAAACAAUUAUUAAAGAUUAAGUAUUUAUUAACUACGAAUAUACUCAUUGUUUUUUUCAUCAAUCUGAAAAGAGAGAAUUAUAAAUUUUUUUUUUAAUCAAGAUUUCGUUUGAAAAUCAAAUUUUAUGGAUUUUUUUUUCACUUUUCAGAUUUGUCGUAUU